Molecule: messenger RNA, 1257 nt
Organism: Silurus meridionalis
Lineage: Eukaryota; Metazoa; Chordata; Actinopteri; Siluriformes; Siluridae
Gene: ccdc169
Product: coiled-coil domain containing 169
Exons: 8
Coding region: 145-777 (210 amino acids)
Source: RefSeq, a predicted model, not a curated record
UCCAGAACAGGCGCCCCUGUUACAGUCCUUAACACCGCGACACCACACACUCAGAGUGGUACACUCCGUUUCUAUAGUUACGACUUAACAGUCAGCGCGCGUCUUUGCAGCUGUUUCUUUCACUUUGAGUUUUGGUUUGAUUUAAUGAUGGCAGACGCUGAAAUGAUCAAAUAUGAUUUUGCGCGAUUACAGGCCGAACUCGAGCACGAGAGAGAGAUCAGAGAGAUGCUGAAAGAAUCUGUGUGUGACCUAAAACGCACCUUGUCUGACUUGGAAGAUCGAGUGAAUAGUGUGGACAAAGAAGGGAACGAAUGGAAAACUAGAUUCGAGACCCAACUGGAGCUUAACAGGCAGCUGGAGAGGCAAAUUGGAUUUGUGCAAGAGAGGUUGGAGAGUCUACGGGGAAAUCCUAUUGAUCGACUGGCUUCAAUUCGCUUAUAUGAUGAAAUGCCAGAGGACACUUUAAGACAUCAACAUAAACUUUUGAGCACCAAAAGAAGUAGCCUUCAAAGUCAUUUGCUGGAAUGCCGUCUGAGAAUUAAAGAAGAAGGAAAGGCAUACCAAAAGGCCUAUGAUGAAAGGCGAGCUUAUCUUACAGAGAUUGCAAAGGUCUCUUCUGCUUUUGAAUGGACCAGAAAGCAACAGUUGCCCCAGUCUCAAAAAAACACUCAUAGUCCAGUAAAAGGAGCUCCAGUGAUGUUGAUGCAUGACUUAAAGGGAAAAAGAGGUGUAGCCAGUACAGUCACAGAGACUCGACUGCCAAGAUUGAAGCGCUGACAAGAGAUGCCUUCACAAAUGCCAAAAAAGAAGAAAUAAACAAGAAGGAAGCAUUUAACAUUAUAACAACACAGAGAAUUGAAUUUAUUUUUGCAUAACGCUUUUGAUGGUAAUGACUCAAUAGGUUGAGCUUGACAUAUGAAAGUCAAAUGAACUAACAAAAACAUAAACUGAAAACAAUAAUUUAGGUAGAUAAGUGAUUUAGAGUUAGGUUUUCUCUGUUUAAUAUUGACUAAGUAAUAAUACUACUACUAUUAAUAAUAGUUAUAAUAGAAAGGUAUGACAAUUUUAUUUGCAGUGUAUGUUGUACUCUGCUAGCUAGGAACAUAAUCUUCAUAAUGUUAAUUUACAUUGUUUUUAUAAUUACUAAAUACAUUUAAAUAACCGAUAUGCAUGCUUGUACAUUUGGUCUUCUCUUAUGUUUGCUCUUAAUCUGUUUGAGUAUGCAUGUUUUAUGCACAUUUUUAAUAAAAUAAAAGA